Molecule: messenger RNA, 1705 nt
Organism: Cyprinodon variegatus (sheepshead minnow)
Lineage: Eukaryota; Metazoa; Chordata; Actinopteri; Cyprinodontiformes; Cyprinodontidae
Gene: oxa1l
Product: mitochondrial inner membrane protein OXA1L
Exons: 11
Coding region: 21-1475 (484 amino acids)
Biological process (GO): mitochondrial respiratory chain complex IV assembly; protein insertion into mitochondrial inner membrane from matrix
Cellular component (GO): mitochondrial inner membrane
Molecular function (GO): membrane insertase activity
Source: RefSeq, a predicted model, not a curated record
CUUGUCUCCUCCCUCCCAACAUGGCUGCCAUCAGGAGUGGGGUGACUCCGAGCUGCUUAGCAAGAUGUUUCCUGAGUCAGACUGGGAAACCGAGCCGGAGCAGCUGUGUUCUUCCAGUUAUUCAGAAGCAGCUGUUGCUUCAGAGCUCCAGCCUGCACACGCUGUUUAGCUGUAGCAGGUCUCAGAUCAGCUUCAAGCAGCGUGGAAAGUUCGUCUGGGUCAGCGCAGUCACCGCAAGACACAACAGCUCACAGAUCCCACCUGGUGAUGGAUCGAUACCACCUUCUGUCCCGGAGUCUUCCUCAGCAUCUCUGGCUGCUGACUCUGUCCCUGUCCUCACACAGUCAGUCUCCCAGCAGAUCCCAGCUGAAAGCGUCUCGGCGGCGGCUCCUCUGUCCAUAAACUCCUCAGCUCUUCCAACACAGCCGGUCAUCGAGCAGGUGGGUGAUGUGGCCCCGGUUGCAGCAGACGUCCUGCAGGCUGUGGCUGCAGAGCCCAGACUGGUAGAAUUGGGACUAGGAAGCUACACUCCAGUGGGUGUGAUCCAGAACAUUUUGGAGUUCUUUCACAUGGAUCUGGGCCUACCCUGGUGGGGGGCUAUAGUCGUAGGGACGGUUCUGGCCCGUUUGGCAGUGUUCCCCGUCAUAGUGAAGGGUCAGAGAGAGGCAGCCAAACUGAACAACGUCCUGCCCGAGAUGACCAAACUCACCAACAGGAUGAACGAGGCCAAGCAGAGCGGGAAUAAAUAUGAAUUUGCCAAAGCCUACUCUGAUCUGAACCUGUUCCAGAAGAAACAUGAUGUAAAUCCCCUAAGAGGUUUCCUGGUUCCUUUGGUCCAGGCUCCAGUCUUUAUCUCGUUCUUCAUCGCUCUGAGGAAGAUGGCGUAUCUGCCGGUGCCCAGCUUACAGACAGGAGGUUUAUUCUGGUUCACCGACCUGAGUGCAGCAGAUCCUUUUUAUAUCCUCCCUCUUGCAGUCACUGGGACGAUGUUCUUCAUCCUGGAGCUUGGUGCCGAGUCUGGUAUCGACAACCCAAAUCUGCGAGCCAUGAAGACAGUUUUCAGAAUCAUGCCUUUCAUCAUCCUCCCUCUCACCAUCAAUUUCCCCACGGCGGUGUUCACCUACUGGCUGACCUCCAACUGCUUCUCUCUGGGUCAAGUGGCUUUGCUAAGGCAUCCUGCAGUCAGACAGAAGUUUAAGAUCCCAGAGAGGAUCAAACACCCGGCCACAGCGCUGCCUCAGAAUGAGGGACUCAUUGAGAGCAUGAAGAAAGGAUGGAAGAACGCCCAGCUGGCUCACCAACUGGAAGAGAGGGAGAGAAGAAUAAAGAAUCAUCUGGACCUCGCCGCUAAAGGUCCACUAAGGCAGACUUUUACCCAUAAUCCUCUGCAGCAGACACCAAGGAGCACCGCAGCAUCAACUAAACAAAAGGAAGCCGGAGUCAAAGAGAAGCCGUGGAAGAACACGAUUGGAUGAAUCCAGUUGGCUUUAAGCUCCUCUGUGUAGAGAACCCGUGUACAUAUUUAUAAACAGGAGAGAAGGGGGGAGGUGCCGGGAGGCCAUGUGACUAUGUAUUCUAAACAAAUAUAAACAGCUUUAAAAGCAUCUCCUUGGUAAUAAUGUUUGUUAUCUAAAAUCCAAAUCUCAGCUUUUUAUUUACAAACCUGAGUCGUUUAAAGGUGUAAAGUCCUUUUAUUAUAAAUAAA